Trifolium pratense (red clover) is the source of this 4263-nucleotide messenger RNA. RefSeq names its product beta-fructofuranosidase, insoluble isoenzyme CWINV1-like. The coding region runs from base 120 to 1775 and encodes 551 amino acids. The transcript is spliced from 7 exons. Lineage: Eukaryota; Viridiplantae; Streptophyta; Magnoliopsida; Fabales; Fabaceae. Gene Ontology annotation, biological process: carbohydrate metabolic process. The record is from RefSeq and is a predicted model, not a curated record. Gene Ontology annotation, molecular function: hydrolase activity, hydrolyzing O-glycosyl compounds.
UUUUCAUCAAGGGGAAGACUAAUUGAGUGCAUUAUUGCAUAUAUUAGUCCUUGAUCAAACCAAACCAUAUUUGCAAUUUUGUUCUUUGUUGACAUUCCAAUAAUCUUGGCUCUAUCAUCAUGGAGAACAUUACAAAGGAUGCAUCCCCAAAAAGUGUCAAUUCUGAACAGCCAUACAGAACUGGGUACCACUUUCAGCCCCUCAAAAAUUGGAUGAAUGAUCCUAAUGGACCAAUGUACUAUAAAGGAGUUUACCAUUUCUUCUACCAACGUAACCCUGAUGGAGCAACCUUUGGUCAUGAGAAAAUGGUAUGGGGUCAUUCUGUAUCAAAAGAUCUCAUAAAUUGGACUCAUCUGAAUGAUGCUAUUGAACCAAGUUGUAUUGGUGACUCAAAGAGUUGCUUCUCAGGCUCAGCCACAAUACUUCCAGGAGAAAAACCUCUUAUGUUGUAUACAGGAAUUGAUGGAAAAGGACACCAAGUUCAAAACUUAGCUAUGCCAAAGAAUCUAUCUGAUCCUUACUUAAGGGAAUGGGAGAAACACCCUCAAAAUCCUUUGAUGACUGCACCUAGUGGAGUUGAAGAGAAUGAAUUCAGAGAUCCAUCAACUGCAUGGCAAGGAAAAGAUGGAAAAUGGAGGGUAAUCAUUGGUGCUCAAAAAGGUGAUCAAGGAAAAGCUAUUCUAUACAAAAGUGAGGAUUUUGUCAAUUGGAUUGUUGAUCCUAAUCCAUUCUAUGCAACAGAUGGUACUGGAGUUUGUGAAUGUCCAGAAUUUUUUCCUGUUUAUAUCAAUAGCACAAAUGGAGUGGAUACAACUAUGGAAAAUUCAAGUGUUAGACAUGUAUUGAAGAUAAGCUAUUAUCGUCGACAUCUUGAUUUCUACUUCAUUGGAAAAUAUGCAUCUGAUUCUGAUCAGGAGAAAUUUAUUCCUGAUGCAAAAUAUACAGAAACUUACAAAGACUUAAGAUUUGACUAUGGCCUUUAUUAUGCUUCAAAGUCAUUUUUUGACUAUGCUACAAAUAGGAGAAUAUUAUGGGGAUGGGUGGAAGAACAUGACUCAAAACAAGAUUCCAUUGAUAAAGGUUGGGCUGGUUUACAGACAAUUCCAAGGAAAAUUUGGCUUGAUAAAAGUGGAAAGCAAUUAAUUCAAUGGCCAAUUGAAGAGCUUGAAAAACUACGUGACAAGCAAAUCAGUAUCACAGGAGAGACACUCCUAAGUGGAUCAAUUCUUGAAGUAAAAGGUGUCACUGCAUCUCAGGCUGAUGUGGAAGUCUUGUUUGAGCUACCUGAUCUACAAAGUGCUGAGUUGCUAGAACCAAGUGAAGUUGAUCCCCAAAUACUUUCUGCUGAACAAUAUGCAUCAAGAAAAGGCAUGAUAGGACCGUUUGGUUUGCAAGUUUUAGCAUCAAAAGACAUAACAGAAAAGACUACAAUAUCUUUCCGAAUAUAUAGAGUCGUCGAUAAAUAUAUAUGCUUGAUGAUAAGUGACCCAAGCAGGUCUUCAUUGAGGCAGGGUCUUACUAAGCCAAUAUAUGCAACUGUCUUUGACAUAGAUCCCAAUAUCAAAACAAUUUCACUUAGAACCUUGAUUGAUCGGUCUAUUAUUGAGAGUUUUGGAGAUGGAGGAAGAGCUUGCAUAACAAGUAGAGUUUAUCCCUUAUUGGCUAUAGAGAAAGAUGCUCAUCUUUAUGUAUUCAAUGAUGGAAAUCAGAGUGUGGUUAUCUCACAACUUAAUGCUUGGAUCAUGAAGCAAGCAGAGUUUGCAACAGAAAGCUGAAAGCAUAAUAUAGCUAAAGGAAUUUGGAAGAUCAUACAACAUUUAUUUAAUAUGAUUUGUAUGUGUUGUAUGCAUGAAAUAAUUUGUGUUGUUUUUUUAUUUUUAAAGGAAUAAUUUUCAUUCUGUUAAUUUGCAAUAAAUAAUGUUAAGAGUCCCACAUCGGUUGAGAGAUGGUCUGACUAAGUGUUUAUAAACUAGAGGCAAUCCUCACCUUACAAACCGGUUUUGUAAGGAUGAGUUAGGCCCAAUAUCCAUUUCUAAGAUGGUAUUCGAGUCUUUCCACGAUCCGUUGAGCCACCUAAACUGAGAGAUGAGUUACGCCCAAUAAAUAAAUCAACCUCCAUUGUAUAUCGAUGAUGUGUUCUUUGUCUAGUUAUUAAUCAGACUCCUUAUAUAGUCUAUGUUUUGAACCGCGGUGGGAGUCUAGUAGCCUUGAUUGUACAAGCUGGAUCAGAUAUGACAUUGCCGGUAAUGCUUCUCUUCUGUUCCGCUGAAUGAGAGAGGUUGUGUAUCUGCAGGUGUUCCGGCGCUCAAAUCAAUAUGAGGGUGAAGCAAGGUUUUCAGAGAUGGUAUAUAGUCCCCAGCGCUAAGAUUGUUGAUGGGUAUGUUUAAUGUCAUUAACAGCUGCCGAAAAAACGGCCGGAGAUUCUGAUGUUGAACGUUAGAGUUGCAUCGGGCAGUUGUACAUCGACUAAAGUUGAGUCUUCACGGGCUUCUCGCUAUUGGACCCGGUGUGAGGAGAAUGAUUCCUCGACGAUUGGACUUUAGACCUAAUCCAGAACAAACCUAAUGACUUAAAAUUUUACAUUUAAAGUAAAUAAAUGAAGUGACCAGAGUUCAAACUCUAACUCAUACUAUACAUAAUAUAUGCGAGGUCUCUAUCGAGCUAAACUCACUCCCGGGACAUUGAACUAGAUAUUUAAUGCGGGAAGUAGUUACAAGUUACUAGUACUCUACAAUAGAUUCAAAGUCAAUGAAUUGACCGCCCAUAACAUUAUCUUCUCAAAACCAUUUCCAUGGAAGCAAUGUGAGAAAGAAAAACAUGAAUUCUCUGUCACUUCUCCACAACACAAAUGCAACAAUCCCAACACACACUCUCCACUUCCACUCCUUCAUCUUCUCCAAACCCACCCCUCCCUUCAUCUCCCUCAAACCAAAACCCUCAACAACAAUCCAAUGUUGCAACAACAACAACAACAUCAUCGACAUAGACAUGGUAAAAACCAAACAAGGAACCUACGUACAAAAACAGAACAAAGUCGUUGUACUCUGGGACCUCGACAACAAACCACCACGUGGACCACCGUACAACGCCGCACUCUCUCUCAAAACCCUCGCCGAAACUUUCGGCCAUCUCACCGACAUCUCCGCUUACGCUAACCGUCACACCUUCACCCAUCUCCCUGAAUGGGUCCUCAAUCAACGCCGUGAACGCAAAAACCUCGAUUUCCUCGAACGUAAAGGUAUCAUUAAUCCCUCCGAACCUUACAUAUGUUCUGUUUGCGGUCGUAAAUGUAAAACAAACGUAGAUCUUAAGAAACACUUUAAGCAACUUCAUGAAAGAGAGAGACAGAAAAAGGUGAAUCGUUUGAAUUCUUUGAAAGGGAAGAAGAGACAGAAGUAUAAGGAAAGAUUUGUUAGUGGUGAUUCAAAGUAUAAUGACGCGGUUCGAGGGAUUUUAACGCCGAAAAUUGGUUAUGGUUUAGCGUCUGAGUUGCGGCGGGCGGGUGUUUUUGUUAAGACUGUUGAGGAUAAACCUCAGGCUGCUGAUUGGGCUUUGAAGAAACGGAUGAUGCAUUCAUUGGAUAGAGGGGUUGAUUGGUUGUUUUUGGUUUCGGAUGAUUCAGAUUUUAGUGAGAUGUUGAGGAGGGCUAAGGAGGCGAAUUUAGGGACUGUUGUUGUUGGAGAUGUUGAUAGAGCUUUAGGUAGACAUGCUGAUUUGUGGGUUUCUUGGGAUGAUGUUGAGAAUGGUGAGGUUAAGGAAAAGGAUUUGGUUCCUAAGAGUAGAGAGGGGAGGAGAAGAACAAAUGCAUCGACUACUACGACAAUGGAUGGUUUUGGUGAUGUGUUGAUUUUUCAUGACGAUGAGGAAAUGGAAAUGGGAGGAGAUUUUAUGUUGGAGUAUAGCGACGAUGAGGAUUUUGAUGUCGAUUCUGAUGAAGAAGAUGAUGAUGGGUUUUAUAUUUAUUGAUCCGUUCGUGUAAAUGAAGCUAGGCUUGACACAAAUUUGAGGUUUAAGAAUCAAUUGCUACCCAAAUUAAGGUUGAGUGAUGUUAAAAGCUAUGUAGCAUCGACACUAGUACAUUGAUCACGUUAAAUCACUUUUUGUUCUCUCAAAUGAUUAUUGUGUCGUGUCUAUGUUAGUGAUUCAUGGGAGGGAUUGGGAUAUAUAGUGUAAUGUUGUUUGUUAUUAUAUAUUUGAAGCAUAUUCGACUUUUAAGGGUUGCAGUGAUUUGCUUACUUUGAGGAAUGAAGUAAAUUUUUUCAA